GCAUGAUAUGAGAGUACUUCAUUCACUGAAUACUUGGUGAAAUAACAUAAAGAUGGGGAAGCAAGCUCUCUCUUAUCUGUUAUUCCUACUAAACUUGGCCACUUUGCUUAUCACUUCUCUUGCUUUAUCCAACUGCCCUCCCUGUCAUCCUUUGCCACCCCACGGUGGCCAUCCACCACAUGUUAAGCCACCCACUCCUGUGAAACCACCCUAUCCGCCUCAUAUUUCUCCACCCAAACCACCAAUUGUGAAACCUCCCACUGCACACCCACCACCUAAUGUGCCUCACCCAUCACCUCCUUAUGUGCCCCACCCAUCACCACCUUAUGUGCCCAACCCACCAGUCGUGCCGUCACCUAGACCUCCACAGUCACCGCCUGUCGUGCCAUCACCAACUCCACCGGCAGGAAACACGUGCUCCAUUGACACUCUCAAGCUAGGCGCGUGCGUGGACUUGUUGGGUGGCCUUGUGCACGUAGGGAUUGGCGGCAGUGCAAAGGACACGUGCUGCCCCGUGCUGCAAGGACUGGCGGACUUAGACGCUGCCGUUUGCCUUUGCACCACCAUUAAGGCUAAGCUUCUGAAUAUCAACAUCAUCGUCCCAAUUGCUCUUCAGCUUCUCGUUGACUGUGGCAAGACUCCGCCGGAGGGGUUCAAAUGCCCCGUCUAGAAAACAGCUUCGUUUUACUCUUUUUAUAGCUAUUGCAUGCACUUCUUGUUUUGCAGGACGUACGUCACUUUGUAACUGAAUAAAAAGUGUAUCAUCAAAUCGAUAUACUUCAAGAAUUUCGAGUUUAAGAAGUCUAUAAAUUUCGUUUAGCUAA
Molecule: messenger RNA, 824 nt
Organism: Corylus avellana
Lineage: Eukaryota; Viridiplantae; Streptophyta; Magnoliopsida; Fagales; Betulaceae
Source: RefSeq, a predicted model, not a curated record